AUGGAUAAGAGCUUUCAAGAAGAACGGUUUACAGGAAUUACUACAUUUACACCUCCUUUGUACAAACAACGCUACCAGUUCAUUAAAGAUUUAGUGGGCAAAUACAAACCUAAGAAGGUGGCAGAUUUAGGAUGUGCUGACUGUACACUUCUCCAGAUGCUGAAAUUCUGCAGUUGCAUUGAAGUAUUAGCUGGGCUAGAUAUCUGUGCAAGUGUAAUGAAAGACAAAAUGCAUAGGUUGUCUCCUCUUCCUGGUGAUUAUUUGCAACCGGCUGAAAGAUCCCUAACUAUUACCUUGCAUCAUGGUUCAGUUGCCCAUAAAGAUCCUUGCAUGCUUGGUUUUGACUUGGUAACGUGUAUUGAACUAAUAGAGCACCUGGAACAAUCGGAACUGAAGAAGUUUCCUGAAGUGGUGUUUGGUUUCAUGGCUCCAAGCAUAGUUGUGAUCAGUACUCCAAAUUCUGAGUUUAACCCUUUGCUUCCGGGAGUUACAUUAUUCAGGCAUCCAGACCACAAAUUUGAAUGGAACCGAGCACAAUUUCAAAGCUGGGCUCUAGAGGCUGCGAGACGCUAUGAUUACUCAGUGGAAUUUACUGGCGUAGGGCACCCACCAACAGGAAUAGAGAAUGUUGGGUUUUGUACACAAAUAGGUGUGUUUCUUAGAAAAUAUCCUCAAGCCAGUGAACCUGUUCAGUCUGAGAAACCCACUGAAGCAGUUUACAAAACAGUCUUCAAAGCAGUGUAUCCAAGUCUUAAAGAUGAGAAGUACCUGCAGAAUGCAGUGGUCAGUGAAGUUAUUUUCACAGCACAAAUCAUUAAGCAAAGUCUGCUGGACCAUUUGAUGUCAGAAAAUGAGGGGUAUAAUCAUGCUUCCGCUGAGAGAAAAUCCAAAUUCCGACCUUCAAUGAACUGUUUUUCAGAAGAUCUUGGAAAGCUGAUUGUUGAAAAAAGCAUAGAACCAUUUGUCAAUGGAAAUGUGGUUUAUAUACCUCUUAAAACAGUCUUUUCUUUUCCCAAAGUGAAUCGACUUUGUGGAACCUUUGAGAAGUUAUAUAAGCUUAUUGCUGGCAAGGUCACACUAAGCAGUGAUGGUUCUGCUCUGAUGUUCAAUAUUGAACAUGAAAAUGAAGAGUAUUAG
Opisthocomus hoazin is the source of this 1137-nucleotide messenger RNA. The record is from RefSeq and is a predicted model, not a curated record. NCBI's taxonomy places the organism in Eukaryota, Metazoa, Chordata, Aves, Opisthocomiformes, Opisthocomidae.